Suncus etruscus (white-toothed pygmy shrew) is the source of this 2873-nucleotide messenger RNA. RefSeq names its product sphingomyelin phosphodiesterase 3 (gene SMPD3). The transcript is spliced from 8 exons. NCBI's taxonomy places the organism in Eukaryota, Metazoa, Chordata, Mammalia, Eulipotyphla, Soricidae. Gene Ontology annotation, molecular function: sphingomyelin phosphodiesterase activity. The record is from RefSeq and is a predicted model, not a curated record. Gene Ontology annotation, biological process: sphingomyelin metabolic process. Bases 349 to 2307 code for a protein of 652 amino acids. Gene Ontology annotation, cellular component: extracellular region; cytoplasm.
AGCCGCCGCCGCCGCCACCAGCACAGCCCGGGAGGGCAGUUGCCUCCGGGAAGGAAGCCGGGGCCGGGAGAGAGAAAGAAGCCCGCCCGGAGGAGCUGGGUUGUAAGACGCUGGCUCCGAGACGCUUGCAAGACGCUGACCAGCCCUCCCGCCUCUCUGAGGUGGCCCAAUAUGGCCCACUGAGGUGAACCAUGACCAACUGGCCGCCACUCACCACUGACCAUCCGGAGUUGCAUCCCGGCCGGAGGUGACCCUCCUCCAGCGGCCUUCUGCCCACCCCACCGAGGACUGUGCCCGCCUGCCACGGACACCAUGUAGAGGGGCUGCCGCGGCGCCCAGGGAGCUGCGAUGGUUUUGUACACGACCCCCUUUCCCAACAGCUGUCUGUCGGCCCUGCACUCUGUGUCCUGGGCACUCAUCUUCCCGUGCUUCUGGCUGGUGGACCGGCUCCUGGCCUCCUUCAAGCCCACCACCUACGAGAAGCGCCAGCGGGCAGACGACCCAUGCUACCUCCAGCUGUUCUGCACCGUGCUCUUCACACCUGUCUACCUGGCCCUGCUGGUGGCCUCGCUGCCCUUCGCCUUCCUGGGCUUCCUCCUCUGGUGGCCCCUGCAGUCUGCCCGCCGGCCCUACAUCUACUCCCGGCUCGAGGACAAGGGCCCCGGUGGCGGGGCGGCCCUGCUCAGUGAAUGGAAGGGGACUGGCCCUGGCAAAAGCUUCUGCUUUGCCUCUGCCAACCUCUGCCUCCUGCCUGACUCGCUGGCCAGGUACAACAACCUCUUCAACACCCAGGCGCGGGCCAAGGAGAUCGGGCAGAGGAUCCGCAACGGUGCCAGCCGGCCUCAGAUCAAAAUCUACAUCGACUCGCCCACCAACACUUCCAUCAGCGCGGCCAGCUUCAGCAGCCUGGUGUCCCCGCAGGGUGGUGAUGGCAUGGCCCGGGCUGUCCCCGGGAGCAUUAAGAGGACAGCCUCGGUGGAGUACAAAGGCGAUGGUGUGCGGCACCCCAACGACGAGGCUGCCAAUGGCCCGGCCUCCGGGGAACCGAUGGACGGGGUUGGCCUGGAGGACACCUGCAUUGUGCGCAUCAGUGGCGAUGAGGGGGGCCGGCUGCCAGAAGCUGAGGACACCCCCAAAGGGACCCAGGCCCAGAAUGGUGCCGGUGGGGCCCCGAGAGGCCAAACACCCAACCACAGUCAGCGUGACGGGGACUCGGGGAGCCUGGGCAGCCCCUCGGCCUCCCGGGAGUCGCUGGUGAAGGCUCGGGACCGAGGGGAUCCCGGCGCCACCAACAGCAAGCCCCCCACCAAGGCCACGGUGGCCAAGAAGGUGGCAGCGCGCCAGCGGCGACACCCCGACGAGGCCUUCGACCAUGAGGUCUCGGCCUUCUUCCCAGCCAACCUGGACUUCCUAUGCCUGCAGGAGGUGUUCGACAAGCGUGCGGCCGCCAAGUUGAAAGAUCGGCUGCAUGGCUACUUCGAGCACGUCCUGUACGACGUGGGCCUCUACGGCUGCCGCGGCUGCUGCAGCUUCAAGUUUCUCAACAGCGGCCUCUUCUUCGCCAGCCGCUACCCCAUCAUGGACGUGGCCUAUCACUGUUACCCCAAUGGGAGAGGCAGCGACGGGCUGGCCUCCAAGGGAGCACUGUUUCUCAAGGUGCAGGUGGGAAGCACACCUCAGGACCAAAGAAUCGUCGGGUACAUCACCUGCACACACCUGCAUGCCCUGCCAGAGGACAGUGCUAUCCGCUGUGAGCAGCUGGACAUGCUUCAGGACUGGCUGGCUGAAUUCCGAAAAUCUACCUCCUCGUCCAGCACAGCCAACCCCGAGGAGUUGGUGGCAUUCGAUGUCAUCUGUGGAGACCUGAAUUUUGACAACUGCUCCUCGGAUGACAAGCUGGAGCAGCAACAUUCCCUGUUUACACGCUACAAGGACCCCUGCCGCUUGGGGCCUGGGGAGGAGAAGCCCUGGGUCAUCGGCACCCUGCUGGACCAGGAUGGUCUCUACGACGAGGAUGUGGCCAGCCCUGACAAUCUGCAAAAGGUUUUGGAAAGCGAGGAGGGCCGUCGUGAGUACCUGGCCUUCCCUACCAGCAAGAGCCCAGGGGGAGGACAGAAAGGGCGCAAGGACCUGCUAAAGGGCAACGGGCGUCGCAUCGACUACCUGCUGCACGGCGAGGAGGGGCUGGCCCCAGACUGGAAAGCCGAGGUGGAAGAGUUCGUUUUCGUCACCCAGCUGGCAGGCCUGACUGACCACCUUCCAGUGGCCAUGCGACUAAUGGUGUCUUCGGGAGAGGAGGAAGCUUAGCGCAGCCACGUCACCGGGAGGAGUGGGCUCUGUGGCCCUCAGAGCUUGUGGGGGGGGCUCCCAUCCAGGGCCACCUCCUUUCUGGACAGCAGUGGCUCCCAGUGCCAGGAGAGCCGGGGAAGCCACAGCCAGUCCCCACGUUCUGGAUGCCGCUGCCCUGCACCUCUGUGCUCUUGCCUCGGACAGGAGGAGGCAGGCCCGCCCGGGGCCAAGCUGCCCAACCAGUGCCAUUCUCUUUCACAACGAGAUUUUCUACGAUUCUACAGCACAACCUAGUUUGUAAGAGGUGGGCCAGUAUAAGAACCGGGUUUCCAUACUCUUUGUAUCUCAAGCUUCUCCAGGGUUCAUCAUUUCUCGUCUGCUGCCAUGUUGUCUCGCAUGCCCGCACCCUCGCAUGCCUGCUGUCCGCAUGCCAUGUGCCACGCCGUUAGCCACACAUACCCCUCACACGGGCCUCACCCAAGACGAAACUCCAAACACAAUCAGAACCAGCCAAAGAAGCACUUCAGGGCCAUGGGGCUGCCAGCCGGCUCCCUGCCAGCCUACCAUACACCAGGCAGGGACCC